Papaver somniferum (opium poppy) is the source of this 1885-nucleotide messenger RNA. RefSeq names its product protein IQ-DOMAIN 14-like. Gene Ontology annotation, molecular function: protein binding. NCBI's taxonomy places the organism in Eukaryota, Viridiplantae, Streptophyta, Magnoliopsida, Ranunculales, Papaveraceae. The coding region runs from base 336 to 1679 and encodes 447 amino acids. The transcript is spliced from 4 exons. The record is from RefSeq and is a predicted model, not a curated record.
GAGUUGACAAGGAUAAAAUGGGAAACCUAAAGUAUAUUACAGGUGAGAAAGAUAAGACAUGAGUUUCCUCUAAGCUUCUUCAUAAUUUGCAUGCCACAACACCAAUAAUAAAAUACUACAGAAAAAAACAGAUCAUCCAUGAUUUAUACGUUGAAUAGGAGAAUUAAGAAAUAUAUGAGGACAAAACAAAAGGAAAUUGAAAAUAUUAGUGUCAGAAGUUUUUUUGUUUUCAACAAUUAACUGUUUCUCUCGGAGAGGAGAAGAUUUGAAGAUUGUAUGUUAAUUUAUUCUGCCAUUUUGGAUCUUGGGUCUGUCUAAGAAGUGGUUUUGAAAGAAUGGGUAAAACAGGGAAAUGGAUCAAGAAUUUAUUUACAGCAGGAAAGAAAGAAGAACUGAAGAAAGGAGAUUCACCAAUUUCUAUAGGGUAUCCUGUUUUAAUUCAACCACAUACAGCAAGGGAUACUAGAAGAAGAUGGAGCUUUAGAAGAUCAACAGCUACAAGAGAUUCAUCCAAUCCUAUGGAAUCAGUUGCUACAACAUGUAUUAAAGAAGUUCAGUCAAUGAUGAAUUCACAAAAUGAAUCAGCAGAAGAGAAAAAACAUGCCAUGGCUAUGGCUGCUGCUACUGCUGCAGCUACUGAUGCUGCUUUGAAAGCUGCACAAGCAUCGUCCACUGAAAUUCACUUAACAGUUGUUUCUACGAUUGAGUCUAAUUUGAGUAUUACGGAGAAACAGGAUAAUUCAGCUCAAGAAUUUGCUGCCAUCAAAAUUCAAUCCGUUUUCCGUUCCUAUCUGGCCAGGAAAGCUUUAUGUGCAUUGAAAGGAUUAGUAAAAUUGCAAGCAUUAGUAAGAGGUCACCUGGUGAGAAAACAAGCUAAAGCUGCUCUGAGAUGCAUGCAAGCAUUGGUGUCGGUACAAGCUCGGACUCGAGCUCAUAGGAUUUUGAUGGCUCAAGAAUCACAGCCCAUUACACAGAAACAAUUAGUUCACAGAAAGCCUCCACACCCAUAUCUCCAAGAAAAUCGUGUUCGUCAGACGUACAAUAAUGACAUGGAGGAGAACAUUAAGAUCGUCGAAAUGGAUGUCGGCGAGCUCAGCAGUUCAACUCACAGGUCAAGUUAUUCCAACAAACAAACUGAAAUGGGAGAUCCUAGAUUCUCUACAUAUAAUUCUAGCCACCAAGAUCAUAGUCUUCACCAAAUUUCACCUUCGGAAUCAGCAUUAACUGAUAUAAGCCCAAGAACAUGUAGUGGAUAUUUUGAGGAUUAUUCAAUGAACUAUGAACCAAAUAGCCCUCAAGCCUCUGUAUCCAAACCAGGAACCCCUUUAACAGACUACCAGUUUUUUCCAAGUUACAUGGCUAAUACCGAAUCAUCCAAGGCAAAAGUAAGAUCACAGAGUGCUCCGAAGCAAAGGCCGGCUGAUUCAUACGAGAGACAGCUAAGUAACAAGCAGAAGGUACCAACGGGUGGAAGAAAUGCACCUCGAGCGGUGAAAAUGCAGCGUUCAUCUUCGCACAUGGGUUCAGCUGUUGUAGAGUACAGGAAUCCUUGGUCAACUAAGCUUGAUAAAUCGACAGUCUCGUUGUACAGCGAGUGUGGUUCUUCCAGCACAGUCCUCGCUAAUUCUAAUUACUGCAGAUCUGUGGUAGGAUAUGAGUUCCGCGGGAGUAGGCGUUGACUGCUCACUUCUCUGUGCCAGCUAAAAGUACUAGUUUUCGUAUUUAUUUCCCGACUCCAGUAUUUUUCCAAGGAAGACUUAUAUCCAAGCUUCCCUGUUUUGUGUUUCUGCAAAUAAAAAAAAUGUUUUGCUUUAAAGAUUUUGGCGACAGAAAUAUGUAAAUGACUACUGAAUCCGCAACCUUGAGUGAAUGUAAAUUUUAAGAA